UUCUUAUUGACAAUGGAGAUCUUCAUUAGGAUUUUCAAUAAUGUUUCCGCUGGCGUAAGGUUGUGUUUCGUCGCCUGUAACCGACGUGUGCAGUUGUGCUACAGCUGAUCGCUGUCUUGUUAGUUUCGCCGCAUUGUUUUUCUUGAUCUCCGCGCCGGACGGAAGAUUGCUCACCGCAAUUGGAUUCAGACUUCGCUUGUUUGAAUUUUGUAAUCGCCACGCACUGUUAAACCCUAAUUUCAAAUUUUUACGCAGGCGAGAGAAGGAGAAUGGCGAUAGCAGCGCCGGAGCAGCUGAACGUAACCGAAGUGCCGGCUUGGGGCUCUCGAAGCGUCGAUUGCUUCGAAAAAUUGGAGCAGAUUGGUGAAGGAACCUAUGGACAAGUUUACAUGGCUAAAGAAAUCAAAACAGGGGAAAUUGUUGCCUUAAAGAAAAUCAGGAUGGACAACGAAAGAGAGGGGUUUCCCAUAACAGCCAUCCGUGAAAUUAAAAUAUUGAAGAAGCUUCACCAUGAGAAUGUUAUCAAGUUGAAAGAGAUUGUGACCUCUACUGGUCCUGAGAAGGAUGAACAAGGGGCACCAGAUGGCAACAAGUACAAAGGUGGAAUUUACAUGGUUUUUGAGUAUAUGGACCAUGAUUUGACUGGUCUUGCUGAUCGUCCUGGGAUGAGAUUUUCAGUGGCACAGAUUAAGUGCUAUAUGAGGCAGCUUUUGACCGGGCUUCACUACUGUCAUGUAAAUCAAGUUCUUCACCGUGAUAUUAAAGGCUCAAAUCUUCUGAUUGACAAUGAAGGAAAUCUAAAGCUUGCAGAUUUUGGUCUUGCUCGAUCAUUUUCAAACGAACACAAUGCUAAUCUCACAAAUCGAGUGAUUACCUUGUGGUACAGGCCACCAGAGUUGCUGCUCGGAGCCACAAAGUAUGGCCCUGCAGUUGAUAUGUGGUCUGUUGGUUGCAUCUUUGCCGAGCUUCUCAAUGGGAAACCAAUCUUUCCUGGGAAAGAUGAGCCGGAACAAAUAAAUAAAAUCUUUGAUAUUUGUGGAGCGCCUAGCGAAGAUAUUUGGCCCGGGGUCUCGAAAAUCCCUUGGUAUAACAACUUCAAGCAUGGAAGGGCUUCAAAGAGGCGUCUCAGAGAACAUUUCAGGCACUUUGAUCGUCAUGCAUUGGAUUUACUGGAUCGGAUGCUGACUCUUGACCCAUCUCAGAGAAUAUCAGCCAAGGAUGCUCUUGAUGCUGAGUAUUUCUGGACAGAUCCAUUGCCUUGUGAUCCCAAGAGUUUGCCAAAAUACGAAUCUUCCCACGAGUUCCAGACAAAGAAAAAGCGGCAGCAGCAACGCCAGCAAGAAGAGAACGCAAAACGCCUAAAGCUACAGCAACAGCAUUCCCGUCCGCCGCCAUUUCAGCAGGGUCACACUCACACCCAAAUACGCCCAGGUCCGAACCCGCAGAUGCAUGUUUCCCAACCCCAGGUUGCUGGAGCACCGGGCGGGGGCGGUCACCAUUACGGUAAGCCCCGCGGACCUUCAGCAGGGCCUGGGAGAUAUCCUCCGGGAGGGCAUCCCUCCGGGGGCUACAACCACCCAAGUCGAGGCCAAGGUCCAUACCCACCUCAGGGGCGAGCACCGCCCCCUUAUGGUUCUAGCGGUAUGCCAGGUGGUGCAGGUACAGGGGUAGGUCGAGGAGGAGGAGGAGGUGGCCCUAACUACCCCCAUGGUGGUGGUGGUGCUCCGUACGGAGCUUCUGGGUCCGGAGGAGGACGCGGGUCCAGCAUUAUUCCCGGCGGCGGCGGCAACCGCAAUCAGCAGUACAAUUGGCAGCAAUGACAUGGUAUUAUUAUUGUUGUCUGUACUUUUGGCUCUUUUCUUGAGAUGACAAAGCUGUUGUGGUUCUUGGCGAAGAGAGAGAGAGAGAGGGAAGAGAAGUGGUUUGAUGCAUUACGAAUUGAGAUUGGGAUUGUAAGGGAGGCAGACAAAACAUAUGAUACGCCACGAUGAUACUUGGUUGUUGGUAUGGACCAUGCUAUCCUAUGGUUUGGUAUAUAGUGUCAAAAUCCAUGACUCUCUCUCUCUCUCUCAACCGUAUGUCGCUUUAAAAAAUUAAUUAUAGUCCCGUAAAGAACGGCCCUGUGGUGUAGAAAUGGACUCGUGAUCUUGAGAUUAUGACUUUAAACUCGAAUGUUUUCAGGUUCACUUGCAACA
This is a messenger RNA of Andrographis paniculata, 2195 nucleotides long. RefSeq names its product cyclin-dependent kinase C-2-like. The transcript has 13 exons. The coding region runs from base 270 to 1820 and encodes 516 amino acids. Gene Ontology annotation, molecular function: cyclin-dependent protein serine/threonine kinase activity; ATP binding; RNA polymerase II CTD heptapeptide repeat kinase activity. Gene Ontology annotation, biological process: protein phosphorylation; positive regulation of transcription elongation by RNA polymerase II. NCBI's taxonomy places the organism in Eukaryota, Viridiplantae, Streptophyta, Magnoliopsida, Lamiales, Acanthaceae. Gene Ontology annotation, cellular component: nucleus; cyclin-dependent protein kinase holoenzyme complex. The record is from RefSeq and is a predicted model, not a curated record.